AUGAUAUUUUCUCUUUUAAAAAAGGAAAGUUUGUGAUAUAAGUUUGUAAGCUUUUAUUUGGCCAAGAAUGGCUUAGCAUCUGCAAAAAUCAAACACAAAGCUAUUCUCUUAUAACACUCCAACAAAAGAAGAACCUGAGUACCAUGGCCCACCAGCACCACUACCUCAACCACCACUACCAUCUCCUCCACCACCAGUAACCGGACAAGAGAGGAAACCAAUUCAUGCCCUAGAUUUAGAAUCCUUUUGUGACAAGAUCUACACUCUUCGCAUUUCACUUAUACAUACACUUCUAUAUAUAUGUAUGUGUAUCAACCUUCUGUAAAUCAUUACUUGUGCGUUUAGAGGUGAAAAGAAAGAAAAAUUUCUGUUGUUUUUUUUUUGUUUCUUGAGAGAAAGAGAAGAGAGAAAACUUAAGGAUGGGAAGAGGGAAAGUUGAGUUGAAGAGGAUAGAGAACAAGAUCAACAGGCAAGUUACUUUUGCAAAGAGAAGGAAUGGUUUGCUUAAGAAGGCUUAUGAGCUUUCUGUGCUUUGUGAUGCUGAGAUUGCUCUUCUCAUUUUCUCUAACCGUGGCAAGCUCUACGAAUUCUGCAGCAGCCCUAGUGGUAUGGCCAAGAUGGUUGAGAAGUAUAGAAAACAUAGUUAUGCAACAAUGGAUCCAAAUCAAUCAGCUAAAGACUUGCAGGAGAGGUACCAAGACUACUUGAAUCUCAAAUCAAGAGUUGAAGUCCUUCAACAUUCACAAAGGCAUUUGCUAGGUGAAGAGAUAGCCGGGAUAGGAGUGGAUGAGCUUGAGCAGCUAGAAUGUCAAGUAGAUACAUCACUAAGGCAAAUAAGAUCCACAAAGGCCCGGUCGAUGCUUGAUCAACUAUCUGACCUCAAAAGCAAGGAGGAAAUGUUACUGGAAACCAACAGAGAUCUUAAGAGAAAGUUGGAGGAAAGUGAUGCAGCCCUUAAUCAAACACUAUGGGGAGCUUCAUCUUCUGCGGAACAUUCCCAACAACAACAAGAAGGCAUGACUUCUUAUCAUGCGAACCCUCUUAGUCAAGAAGUGGGUUUCUUUAGGCCUUUACAGGGCAAUGUAGCAUUGCAGAUGAGUCAUUACAAUCCUGGUGUGCCAAAUGCAAGCAACUCUGCAACAACAUCACAGAAUGUUAUUAAUGGGUUCUUCCCUGGAUGGAUGGUCUGAAGAAAACACAUAUCAAUGUAUACGUAUGUGUGUUUUAUAGAUCACAUAUCAUUGCUUGUACCAUUUUGUGUUUUUGCAAGAGAACAAUAGUUCAUGAUUACAAACACUGUUAUAUAAUCAAGAGCUGUAAUGUCA
Molecule: messenger RNA, 1325 nt
Organism: Brassica oleracea var. oleracea
Lineage: Eukaryota; Viridiplantae; Streptophyta; Magnoliopsida; Brassicales; Brassicaceae
Product: agamous-like MADS-box protein AGL3
Exons: 8
Coding region: 420-1190 (256 amino acids)
Biological process (GO): positive regulation of transcription by RNA polymerase II
Cellular component (GO): nucleus
Molecular function (GO): DNA-binding transcription factor activity, RNA polymerase II-specific; protein dimerization activity; RNA polymerase II cis-regulatory region sequence-specific DNA binding
Source: RefSeq, a predicted model, not a curated record